Miscanthus lutarioriparius is the source of this 741-nucleotide messenger RNA. Lineage: Eukaryota; Viridiplantae; Streptophyta; Magnoliopsida; Poales; Poaceae. The record is from the annotation of a GenBank genome assembly.
AUGAAUGGGUUGGUGGGGGGUGGUCUAGCUGGUGCUGUUGUAGCUGGUGCAAGUGCUGCUAUUGCAGGAGCAGCUGAUGGUGCUGCUACUGGGGGUGCUAGGGCCAUGAGGUGGAACAACAACACCUCUGGUUUGUUCUUAGAAGGAUGGCUUAGCUUGUUAGUGAUGGUAGUAGACCUGACAAGGUCUUCGAGGACAAAGAUGUUAACUGUGGCCAAAGCACUUAAGGAGUACAGUGGGGAGGCAGACCAUCCUAAAGAUGCAAAAUAUCUAAAUUGCCCUAUAAGGUUCUACACAGAGAUGGAGUUCAUCUUUGGCCAUGCCAUGGCCACUGAUAGUGUUGCUGCUAAGGCUAAGGGUACUCCCUUUGCCAAUGUCCCUCCUGGCAAGACCCAAACAGAGGCUGGAGAAGGCAGCAAGGCCAUAGAGCUGCUGUCCUCAGUUGUGGGUGGAAAGAGAAAGAGAGGCAAGUUUAGUGAGGAUAAGAUGCUUAUUUUAACAAAUAUGUCUGAUGCUGUCAACAAUGUUGCCAAUGCUCUUAGGGAGACUAGACCAGCUCAUGUUGAUGCUAACCUAUACCUUACUGUGAUGGAGAUGCCUAGCUUUACUGAGGAGGCAAUGAUAGUUGCCUACACCUACCUGCUAGACAACAAGGCCCAAGGUAGGGGCUUUGUUGGCAUGAGUGACAGCCAUAGGGACAUUUGGCUUAGGAACUACCUAGCCAAGAACUACUACAUGUAG